CGGAGGGGACGGGUUUAUGUUGUGUAGCCGCGCUGUCUGAGGGACUCAAAGCGUUCAUAGCGAAAUGGCGGAGACCGCGGACAGGAUGGAGGUGUCUCAGGGUGAGAGCUCGGAGAAGCCUGCUGCUGAGGACAUGACGUCCAAGGACUACUACUUCGACUCCUAUGCUCACUUUGGCAUCCAUGAGGAGAUGCUGAAGGAUGAAGUCCGCACCCUCACCUACAGAAACUCCAUGUUCCACAACAAACACCUGUUCAAGGACAAGGUGGUGCUGGAUGUGGGCAGUGGCACUGGCAUCCUGUGUAUGUUUGCAGCCAAGGCGGGUGCCAAGAAAGUCAUCGGUAUCGAGUGCAGCAGCAUAUCUGACUAUGCGGUGAAGAUCGUCAAGGCUAACAAGCUGGAUCACAUUGUGACCAUUAUAAAAGGUAAGGUGGAGGAAGUGGAGCUCCCAGUGGAUCGUGUUGACAUCAUAAUCUCUGAGUGGAUGGGUUACUGUCUGUUCUACGAGUCCAUGCUCAACACGGUCAUCUAUGCCCGAGACAAGUGGCUGAAACCUGAUGGGCUGAUUUUCCCUGACAGAGCCACACUGUACAUCACUGCUAUCGAAGACCGGCAGUACAAGGACUACAAAAUCCACUGGUGGGAGAACGUGUAUGGCUUUGACAUGUCCUGUAUUAAGGAGGUGGCCAUUAAGGAGCCUCUGGUGGACGUUGUAGAUCCCAAACAGCUCGUCACCAGUUCCUGCCUCAUCAAGGAGGUGGACAUCUACACGGUGAAGAUCGAGGACCUGUCCUUUACCUCGCCCUUCUGCCUGCAGGUGAAGAGGAAUGACUAUAUCCAUGCUCUGGUCACCUACUUCAACAUCGAGUUCACGCGUUGCCACAAAAGAACUGGCUUCUCCACCAGUCCAGAGUCUCCCUACACCCACUGGAAGCAGACUGUCUUCUAUCUGGAUGAUUAUCUGACUGUGAAGACUGGGGAGGAGAUCUUUGGCACCAUCAGCAUGAAACCCAACAUCAAGAACAAUAGAGACCUGGACUUUACUGUAGACAUCGACUUCAAGGGUCAGCUCUGUGAGAUGUCCAAGACCUCAGAGUACAGGAUGCGUUAAAUUUCCUGUGUGGUGGGAGGGGUGUCAGGGGGAUGUGUGUGUGUGUGUGUGUGUGUGUGUGUGUGUGUGUGUCCCAUUCCUUUUAAAGAGAGCUCUUGCCCUGAUGUAUGAUCAGUGAAGAACUUUCCACACCUCCACAUGGACGCCUUGAGUUUCUAUACAAUGAUGACGCAGUGGCGUUUUUAUUGUGCAAUAUUCACACAGGAUGGGUUUUUGGUUUUAUUUUUUUAGCCCCCCCCCCCCAAGAGUUUUUCAACUGGUAACAAGGCGUCUUGAAACACACACAUGCAUGCACUGACUCCCUCUCACCUGUACAUGGUAUUCAUAUUCAGCCACUUUAACCUGUUGUGCAGUCAUGGAUCCUGUUGUCUUGGCAAUGCACCUGUCCUGUUUUGAUUUCUAGCAUUUAUUUGGGUAAGAAGAGCCUCCUGUGAUGGUUUGGUUGCUCCUGUCCAUCAUUGGUGUCUUUCUGAAAUUAUUUACUAAUCCCCCAUCUGUGUUUAAAAAGAAAAAAGAAGUAAGUGUCGUGGUAAUUGUGGGCUGCAGUUUGGCGCCUGGGCCGGCUCUGUGCUCGGCUGAAGGUGUGCUUGUGGUCACUAGAGGGCACUCUAACGGUUUACUCAUUUUAUUUUUCCAUUCAUGUCCCACAGUCUGUUUUUAAAACUCCGUUUUUGGUGUGAGUGCACAAAACCCAAAGGUGCAGAUUUCAGACUGUGUUUUAGUCCCUUUCACUGUUAGAGAACUCCAGCUCCUCCUGUUUGAGCCCUUAAACACUGAGCUGCAGUCUGAUGCAGAUAGACUGUGAAAUAAAGUCAGACACUGCCCCGUUUGCAGUGCACACACGUUGGGAUUUAACUCUUCAUGUCUGUCUGAGAAACGGUUGCUUUCUGAAAGCCAGUGUUUUUAUCCCCUCCUGAGCCCCCUGAAUCAGUGUUAAACAUAAGAACUAAACCAGGCUCAGUUUUGCUAAAUAUAUUUGGUUUUAACAUCUCUCUGUUAGUCAUAAGUGUGUGUGGGGGGUGUUCCUGAAUGUGUUGAGUUCACUUUGUAUUUAUCACUGCUCUGGGCUACAGCUACACACAAAUGUGUCCACUAGAAAUACUUCAGUUUUUUCUUUUUUUUUAAUAAAACAACUAAAAUUGGGAGAAAAA
Molecule: messenger RNA, 2262 nt
Organism: Neoarius graeffei (lesser salmon catfish)
Lineage: Eukaryota; Metazoa; Chordata; Actinopteri; Siluriformes; Ariidae
Gene: prmt1
Product: protein arginine methyltransferase 1
Exons: 10
Coding region: 65-1111 (348 amino acids)
Cellular component (GO): nucleus
Molecular function (GO): protein-arginine N-methyltransferase activity
Source: RefSeq, a predicted model, not a curated record